Messenger RNA from Cuscuta epithymum, 2534 nucleotides. NCBI's taxonomy places the organism in Eukaryota, Viridiplantae, Streptophyta, Magnoliopsida, Solanales, Convolvulaceae. The record is from the annotation of a GenBank genome assembly.
ACUGGUUGUUCGAGGAUUUGAUCAACGUGAAGGUACUGACUUUAAUGAGAUUUUCUCCCCAGUUGUACGUCAUACCUCUAUAUGUAUGUUGCUUGCUUUAGUUGCUUUAUAUGACCUGGAAUUAGAGCAACUUGAUGUAAAAACUGCAUUUCUAUAUGAAGAUCUUGAAGAGGAGCUUUACAUGUAUCAACCCGAGGGGUUUGAAGUUCCUGGGAAAGAACACCGUGUUUGCCGUUUGAAAAAAUCUCUAUACGGGCUGAAACAAGCACCUAGGAAAUGGUACAAGCGCUUUGAUGCUUUUAUGACUAGACAAGGCUUCUCAAGAAGCAAAUAUGACAGUUGUGUCUAUUUCAAAAGAAAUUCUAAUGGGUCUUUUAUCUAUUUAUUGCUUUAUGUUAAUGAUAUGCUCAUUGCUUCUCCUGACAUGUCUCUUGUAAAUAAGUUGAAGUCUCAACUAAGCAAUGAGUUUGAGAUGAAAGAUCUAGGUGCAGCCAAGAAGAUUCUUGGUAUGGAGAUACACAGGGAUCGUCAAGCCGGUAAACUUUAUUUAUCCCAGAAAAAGUAUAUUGAGAAGAUGCUUAAUCGAUUCAAUAUGUCCAACUGUAAAUCUGUGUCUACCCCACUUGGCGCACAUUUCAAGUUGUCUUCUGAUUCAUGUCCUAAAACAGAUGCAGAUUUGAUUUAUAUGAAAAAUGUUCCAUACUCUAGUGCAGUUGGGAGUCUUAUGUAUGCUAUGGUAUGCACCAGACCAGAUUUGGCUUAUGCAGUGAGUGUUGUAAGCCGAUAUAUGCACAACCCUGGUAAGGAACAUUGGAGCGCCGUAAAAUGGAUUUUACGGUACUUAAAGGGUGCUUCUUCUUUGGGCUUGGUUUUUAAUCGAAAUGCUUCUGUGUCUACUGACAUCGUGGGCUUUGUAGAUUCUGAUUAUGGUGGUGAUCUUGACAGACGUCGCUCAUUAUCCAGUUAUAUUUUCACUCUUUGUAAUUGUGCUAUCAGUUGGAAAGCUACGCUCCAGUCUAUCGCUACAUUAUCAACGACUGAGGCGGAAUAUAUUGCAGCAACAGAGGGUGUCAAAGAAGCUACAUGGCUACGAGGUUUGGCUACGGAGCUUGGUGCUACACAAGGUCAGACCAUUGUGUUUUCAGAUAGUCAAAGUGUUAUCCAUCUCACCAAGAAUGAUACAUACCAUGCCAAAACCAAGCACAUCGAUGUCAAAUACCAUUUCAUUCGUGAUAUUGUAGCUGCGGGAAAUAUAGUUGUUCAGAAUAUUCAUACACUGGAGAAUCUAGCAGACUUGCUAACCAAGCCCGUUCCUAUUGCAAAGUUUAAGCAAUGUUUAAGCUUAGUUGCUUGUUCCAGUUAUUAGCUUCUGGUGUUUUUUGCUUGUUUUUUGUCCAAGGUGGAGAUUGUUAAAAUAAUAAGUGGCCCAAAAGUAGUUAGGACUUUUUCAACUCCACUCACCUGCACUUCCGUAAUGGUCUCUACCCAUUACUGCUAUUUUUUUGCUGUGCCAUGUAUUUUCAGUUUUAUCUCUUCGUUUGCUUGUAUAAAUAGGCUCUGCAAUUUAAUGCCUUGUAUAGAAAAAAAAAACAUUACUCAUCAAUACAGUAUUAUCUCUUCCCUGCAACUUACAUAUUUCCCUUUUAUUAGCUUUAAACUUCUCUGUAAUUCUCAAUUCUCUGUUAUUGGCUUCCGCUUUAAUCAGCUAAAUACCUAACAAAUAAGAUUAAAGUUAUAAUCUCCAUCUCCCAACCCUACCAACUCAUGCCCUCAUGAAAGUGGGAUUCAUGAACCCCUUACCUGUAAUUGUUUAUUGCCCAAGUCAGGGUCCGGCCCAUUCACCCCUUCUUUACCAGACGUACGUCCAGUCAGGCCACUGGACUAGCCUAGCAAGCCCAUGUCCUCCAGAAGGGACGAACGUCUGCAGUAGGGGGUUAGGCUCAGCGGCCCAUCUCGACGAACGUCUAUGCAGGGACAAGGAGCAGGCCCUCGGGUCACCAGAAUGACGACGAACGUCGUCAGAGCAAGCCCAUAGCCAUCGGAGACGGUCUAGCCCGCAUGGCGAGAAUCCACAAAGGCCAGGGGACGAACGACCGUUUACCCUUGGAGGCCAGCUGGAGCAAUCCAGCUCGCUCCCCUGGCGGACGAACGUCCCCACCAAUUAGGCGGGAAGCCUAGAUUCUGGCGGGAAGUGCAUUUAAUGCUGAAGAUUUGGUGGUUGAGACACCCGCGGACCACAGGCUUCCACGUCAGUAUAGCCACCUGCCCAUUGGUGGGUAUAAAUAGAAGCAUUUAUUUCAUUGUAAAGGGUUGGCAACUUUCUACUCUUAGCACUUUAGCUAUAACAUUCUUACUCGUAGCACUUCUACUGCUUGUAAGACGAACGGCCGACGGAGCCUUAGAGAGAAGUAUUGUAUUAGGGAGUUAUUAAUAGAUAAUAAUACCUAAUCACUUACUUGCUACCUUGUUGUUUCUUGACUCAUCUCGUUUGUUAGUUGGGCUAGUUUACUCACACAUCCUCCACUCGAAAUCCU